Messenger RNA from Magnusiomyces paraingens, 540 nucleotides. RefSeq lists its product as uncharacterized. Bases 1 to 540 code for a protein of 179 amino acids. Lineage: Eukaryota; Fungi; Ascomycota; Dipodascomycetes; Dipodascales; Dipodascaceae. The record is from RefSeq and is a predicted model, not a curated record. The transcript has 2 exons. Gene Ontology annotation, cellular component: TRAPP complex; nucleus; cytoplasm. Gene Ontology annotation, biological process: endoplasmic reticulum to Golgi vesicle-mediated transport.
AUGUCCUACUACUUCGCAAUGAUGGGGACUAAUGAUUCCCCAAUAUAUGAACUGGAAUUCGGGACCUUUCGUCAAGGAGGUGACGGAAUUGCAAGGUUCCCCCCAGAAAUGCGCGAACUUAACCCCUUCGUCGUCCAUUCAGCUCUAGAUGUUGUCGAAGAUGUCCAAUGGGCUUCAAACCAACUCUACCUUAAAGUCGUUGAUAACCACUAUGGCUACAUGAUUUCUGCAAUGUGCACAGCUGGUAAUAUCCGAUUCAUGCUUCUCCAUAAGUCAGGUUCAGCUGGCUCCGCUAGUGGACCUACUGGCUCAAGCGUAGUUGGUUCAUCUGGUUCAAGCUCUGGCUCAGGAAGUCUGAUAGGAUCUUCUUCAUCCUCCUCUUCAGCUUCCCAUAACGAAGAACCUAUCCGUCAAUUUUUUUUCGACGCAUACGAACUUUAUGUCAAAACUUUACUCUCCCCAUUUUACUCUUUAAACCAACCAAUCUCUAGCCCGAUAUUUGAUCAGAAAAUAAGAGCAUUAGCAAAAAAAUACCUAUGA